This is a messenger RNA of Colletotrichum aenigma, 3159 nucleotides long. Its product is annotated as Vegetative incompatibility protein HET-E-1. The transcript is spliced from 5 exons. Bases 1 to 3159 code for a protein of 1052 amino acids. Gene Ontology annotation, molecular function: protein binding. The record is from RefSeq and is a predicted model, not a curated record. NCBI's taxonomy places the organism in Eukaryota, Fungi, Ascomycota, Sordariomycetes, Glomerellales, Glomerellaceae.
AUGAGCCCUUCAAAACCCCUGCAGCGUUUGAAGGGCUUCUUCCGCCUUGGGAGCAGCAAAACGGGUGAGCCUACCGUCCGUGACGACCAAUCUCCCUCGACGCCAGCAUCGUUCGCAGAAGCCAGAGCCUCGGUAGCUGCCGUCUCCCAAAGCUCGUCUUCCAGGCCCCUUCAAGCUACAGAAACACUAGCUUUCGUGACGCCUGAUCGAGUCCCAAGUCCAACAGCGCGUCCCAUCACAUCGCUCCCUCAAACAAUACCCCCGCCAUCAGAAGACGUGUCUUCGCUAUGGAGUCGUGCUUACGAGGCUCUGCGGGAAGAAGAUGCACAGUUGGUGGAGCAAUACCAGAUACUUCUGUCUCAAGAGUUAGGGGAGCAAGAGCCUAGCGCACCCGGGAUACAAGGACUGCUUCAACAGCAUGAUGCUAAGCGCCGACAUAAUAACCGAAUCGAAACUGAUCCCGACAGGCGUUGUGCUCAACUUAAGACUAUCACCGACCGUGGCCUACGACGCGCCGACGACAAGCGAACGAAGUAUACCAUAUUCGGGAACCAGUUUAUUCUGAGGGAUCAGGUUCAGCAGACUGCUCAAUUCGUGCUGACUAUGAAGAGUCUUGUUGAUGAGGCUGUCAAGGCGUCUCCUGAGGCAUCCCUUGUCUGGGCUGGGAUGUGUGUCUUAUUACCAGUCUUCACCAAUCCGAGUGCGGCAGAGGAGGCUAACCGUGGUGGCUUAUCGUAUGUCGCCUCUCGUCUUCCAUACUACGUCCAAAUUGAACGUCUCCUGUGGCCAGAAAACCUGCUCGAAACCGGACUGAAGGCGGAAUUACACGGCCAUGUCGUUGACCUCUACCGACACAUCCUUGAGUUUCAGAUCAAGACCGUUCGCCGAUUCUACCGAAAGUGGCUUGCUAACAUCAGUCGCGAUGUUAUCCAAUACGACAACUUGAAAGGAAUGAUCUCUAAUAUACAAGAGCGAGAGCGAAUUAUACGAGAAGAGUCAAAUAUUCUGAAUAGCAUUGCUUCGCGGAACACCCUAGAAGCCAUCGGAAAAGCAGCACAGCAAAACUAUGACCACAUGCAGUCGCUUCUGUCGAUUGCGAAGGAUCAUCUCGAUGUUUCGAGGGACCACCGUGACAUUUCGGCAGAACAACUUCAGCUCCAGAUGGAAACAAGUAAUAGUCUACCUCUCGACCUUCCCGUCGUCAAUGAAGCGCGCUGCGACAGUGGGGACUUCCAAGACGGCCCGAGAUGUGAGACCGGGACUCGAGUACGCAUUCAGGAGACGAUUCACAAUUGGGCGGACGAUGACUCUGGCGAACCAUUAUUCUGGCUUAUGGGUCCAGCGGGAACCGGGAAGUCCACUAUUGCGCGGACAAUCACAGACUCUUGGGCCAAGCAGAAACGACUUGUUGCUGGUUACUUCUUCAAAAGGGGAGAAAAGGGCCGCAAUGACACCACCCGGCUAUUUCCCACCCUUGCUGCGCAGCUGUCCGAGGAAAGCCCUGCCUUUAGAGGCUGUCUUCGGAAAUCUCUCAGCGGUCUCAACAGAGAAGCGGUGGAAAGCAAAGGCCUUGAAAACCAGUUCAACCAACUGCUGUGGCGCCCCUUGGCAGAUCUAUCCCUCGACACCCGCCGACUGACUACGGUUAUCAUCGUUGACGCCUUGGACGAGUGCGAGCGCCCUGGUCACCUAGGGCAGGUUUUAAAACUUCUUGCGAAACUAAGUACCGUCAGCACGGUGCGCCUGCGGGUAUUGGUGACAAGCAGGCCUACUAUAGCGGAUGCCUUUCGUGGCAUUUGCUCUCGAAGUCUUGAUCUAGAGACGGAGCAUCAGGUCGCCACACGGACUGAUAUUGCUACUUUUCUCAAACAGAGAUUUGCGAGUAUCAAGGCUAGGUGGGAGAUCCAGGAGACUUGGCCGGAUGAAAGACAAUUCGAUCGUCUGAUUCAGCUAUCAACAACACCCUCACCCCUAUUCAUUUAUGCAGCAACUCUGUGUCGCUUCAUCGAUGAUCCAGAUAAACGGGAAGAUCCAGUCGACCAACUAGACCUCUGGUUUCAUCAAAGCGACAGCAGCACUCCCCAGCUCGAUCAAAUUUACCGGCCAAUUCUCCACUACGUCUUAUUCGGCAGCUACAACACCGAUGAAAAACCAAAGCCGCUGGCUGAAGAUCGCCGAACGGAACUAUGCCAUCUGUUGGGAGCUCUUGUACUGGUUGCGUCUCCUCUGCCAUCCAAGGCGAUUGCGGCCUUGCUUGGCAUCCCUAUGCGUAGAGUUACUCUGUGGCUCUAUCACCUACGUGCUGUCCUCAGCGUCCCUCGUGGCCACGAUACUCCCGUAACGCUCCUGCAUAAGUCUUUUAGUGACUUUCUGCUUAGCCCUGAGGGCUCAAGUCAUCGUGACUACGGAAUAUGUCUUACACCAACACACGCUACGCUGGCAGCAAAAUGCAUUCAGCAUAUGAAAGAGGGACUCAGGCGAGAUAUCUGCAAUACUCAAAAGCCAGACGUGCAAAGUGAUGAGAUCAAGAAGGAAGUGAUGAAUAAAUAUAUCCCUGCUGAUCUGCAGUACGCAUGCCUCUAUUGGGUUUACCACUUACAACAAAGCAAAGGGUAUUUAGGAGAUGACGUUUACAGUAAGGUUUCGGACGGUGCCGCCGCGAUUAAGCAACUUCUAAAGAUGUGCCAGCAGGAUCCUAAUGCACCUGCAGAACUAAGGGAGUUCAUCACAGAUGCAAGCAAUGUUGUGGCUAGUUUUGGAUCUAUGAUUGAGCAGACACCGCUUCAAAUCUAUGCGGCGUUGAUACUGUUCUGUCCGGUUGCAAGCAAAGUCCGGGAAAGAUGUUGCAACCAACACCUACCGAAUCUGCCUCAUGUUCACGGCGUAAAAUUUGAUUGGGAUGCGCUGCGGCAGACGCUCGAGGGCCAUACAGACUCAGUCAGCGCAGUAGCCUUCUCGCCGGACGGCCAGGUGUUGGCGUCAGCUUCGGGCGACAACACGGUCCGGCUCUGGGACGCUGCCACAGGCGCGCCCUGGCAGACGCUCGAGGGCUUCACCCGCAAUCUAGCAUUCGACCCAUGUUCUAGAAAUCGACUCCUCACUGAUUUUGGCGCCGUAGACGUAGUUACAGGGUCUUUAACGGCCGGACCCUACAGCUAA